CCUUAAAGCUACAGUUAGUGUUGUGUCUUGUUUAAGUAGAAGUCGACGGCAGCCAUAUCCGUUGAUCGCUUAGAGCAGGUGAUCAACCGGCCAAGUUCUCGUAAGUGCAAUUGGGGUAGGCGGAGGAUAAUAUAUCUAACACAGUAAACCUAUCCCGCUCACCCAAUCGGAGCUACUGUGUUCCAGCGCGUUCUUAAAAAUGCGUGCGUGUCAUAUAGUCAUAAGUGCACUACUGUUAAGCGUGUGCAGUGAAGCCGUAGGACGAAGAUCGAGCCGGAAGAAAUCGCAGAAGUUUCGCGCGCUCGAAAGUGAUGAAGAUACUGGUUUGGCGUCGUCGGGAAACUCGUGGAUAUCACUAUUUCAGGCCGAACAAGCUCUAGUAGACCCAUGCCAGGACGAAAGAGGGAAAGCGCGUCGUUGCAUACCUGAUUUCGAGAACGCGGCAUACCAGCGAAAAGUGCAUGCUUCAUCGACGUGCGGAAAGACUUCGAUGAGGCUCUGUCAGGUGACGCCCUCAGGACAGGCGGCUCCGGGUUUACCGCCAGGGUUUGGGACACCCCUAGGCGUUGAGGAGCUAGUACGUACAUGUCAGGUAUGCGACCGAAAAAAACCUAGUUUAGGCCAUCCAGCGUCCUUACUGACCGAUCUCCAUAACCCUUCAAAGCUCACGUGCUGGAUGUCCGAACCGUUCAGUUUGAACAGUCGCGAAGAACGCAACGUCUCUCUACGGCUUUCUUUAGGCAAAAAAUUUGAGCUCACCUAUAUCAGCUUGCAGUUUUGUGGCUCCGGCAAACCGGACUCGCUGGCCAUUUUCAAAAGUAGCGAUUACGGCAUAAGUUGGCAACCGUUUCAAUACUAUUCGACAAGUUGCCAAAAGACUUAUGGUCGGCCUGCCCGUUCGCCGCGACACAUCUCGUUCGAUCACGAGCACGAGCCUCUUUGUUCCGAUCCGAACGGUGACACUAAUUCACAGAGCAGUACCCGCAUAGCGUUCUCAACCCUCGAGGGUAGACCGUCCGCAUACGAGUUUGAUCAAAGUCCACUACUACAGGAUUGGGUGACAGCAACUGACAUUCGUAUCGACUUUCGGCGAUUGCUCAAUCCAAGUCAGCAAAUUCUGCCAGAUAUUCUCCCGCGACAAAAGGACAUUAACGGCAACAAGGGCGACAGCAUUAACGACGACGAGGUGCUCAGUGAGACUAACGAUUCGCUAGAGUGGGCGGGCAACGAUAGCCUCAGUCUAAGCUCGGCCCCCACUGGGGGCCAAGAACUUAAGCAACAGAACAGCUAUUAUUUCUAUUCGAUCGCAGACCUCGCUAUCGGCGGAAGAUGUAAAUGCAACGGCCAUGCGUCGCGCUGCGUGAAAAAGGAUGCGGGUAUAGCCAGCGCAAGCCGUGUGAAUGGACGAAACUCCACAGAUUUCGAACAGACUGACGGCGGUAACGUAGAGUGCGAGUGUCGACAUAACACUGCGGGGAGGGACUGUGAAAGAUGUGCUGCGUUUUUUUUUGACCGGCCUUGGGCAAGAGCCACGGCAAGCGAUGCAAAUGAAUGUAAACCUUGCCAGUGCAAUGGUCAUUCACGUGUGUGUCGAUUUAAUAUGGAAUUGUACAAGUUAUCUGGUUUCCGUAGUGGAGGCGUCUGCGUAAAAUGCCGCCAUAACACAGCCGGAAGACACUGCCACACUUGUCGAGAGGGUUUCUAUCGAAACCCCGCUCUACCAUCCACUCAGAAAAAAACAUGCAAAGCAUGCGAAUGCCAUCCCGUUGGUUCGCUGGGACGCAUCUGUAACAUGACAUCGGGCCAAUGCCCAUGCAAGGAUGGCGUGACCGGUCUUACCUGUAACCGCUGUCAAAAGGGCUAUCAACAAUCGAGAUCGCCAAUUGCGCCGUGUAUUCGCAUCCACGAUCCAAAUGAGCUACCAAUAGUCAGCGCCCAUCGACCAGCUGCUGAAGAAAAGGAUGGCACAAGCAGCGAUACUGGAACGGACGAUGAAGACUACGAGGAUGACGAGGGCCGAUAUGACGAAGAGUGCGCAAACUGCCAUCUGCGCACUACUGAGCUGUCCUUCGGCAAGUUCUGUAAAAGAAACUUUGUGAUCCAAGCGACGUUGCUAAGCAGGGAAGAGUUCGGGGACUGGGUACGUUUUUCAAUUGAAGUCAACGAGGUAUUCAAAGCGGGAGCUUCAAAGGUACGACGCGCCACAGUGGACAGCCUCUGGGUCCCACGAGCAGAUUUACGGUGUCGAUGUCCUAAUAUUAAACUAAAGGCCACCUACAUAAUACUUGGAUCAAAUCAAAUGCACGGUGGUCGAAUGAGCAUGACCGGCGACCGCAAUAGUUCAGUGCUUGACGCUAACGAAGAAAACGUCCGCAGGUUGCGACGUUAUCAGGGCCGAGCACGAAGAUGUCCCAAGGUGUAGAAAAAAAACUGACGAGGUAGCAAAACGUGUACGAGGCAACACUGCCUAAUUCGGUUUGAUCGCUACCUGAGAUCCACGUUACGAGGACGACUAUGUCAAUGAUCUACAGCUACGACAGUACUCAAUAGGACUGACAAUAUAUAUUGUACAUUGUCUGACGAAUA
Molecule: messenger RNA, 2586 nt
Organism: Varroa destructor (honeybee mite)
Lineage: Eukaryota; Metazoa; Arthropoda; Arachnida; Mesostigmata; Varroidae
Product: netrin-1-like
Biological process (GO): dendrite development; animal organ morphogenesis; tissue development
Cellular component (GO): basement membrane
Molecular function (GO): protein binding
Source: RefSeq, a predicted model, not a curated record